CCCCUGCGGAAGUGACGUGGCCGGCUCUCUGCUUCCUUUCCACGCGGGUGACGGUUGUGGUCUGAGCUCGCGGCCACUGGACUAUGCCCGGUAAACUUCUGUCAGAGGCCGAGAUCGAGUCGGAGGCGUCCAUGGAGACUAUGGAGCAGGCGCGGAAGCACAAGCACAAGAAAGAUAAAAAAGAGAAAUCAAAAGAUGAUAAACCAGAAAAAAAGGCCCAGGUGGAGCCUGAGGAACUUGAUUUCCCUAAGCCCAAGAAGGUGAAGAGAGAGGAGCUUCCUGAAGAAGUCAUUUCUCCAAAGCCCAAGAAGGCCAAGAAGAAAGAGCAGCCCCCAGAGGAUGAAGAAGACUCCUCCCCUAAACCCAAAAAGGCCAAAAAGAGCAAGGAGGGCUCUGUGGAGGAGGCUUCUGGCGAAGUGGUCUGCUCUAAGGCCAAAAAGACCAAAAAAAAAGAAGAGCUUUCUGAGAAGGAAAGCCCCCCACAACCCCUGAAGGCCAAGAAGGAGGAGAGUCGAGUAAAUGGAGGCACGGGAGGAAAAAGGCCAAAGCCCCCGAGGGUGUCAGUAAGUAACGGGCUGCCCCACUCCCAGAGUGCAUCUGAAUCGGAUUCAGAAGAGUCAUCUAGUGAAGAAAGUGAUAGCAAGGAGGAGCAGGAAAAUCAUCUUCAUAAAGGAGUAGGAAGCCAUGCUCUUAGUUCUAAAGGAUUAAAAUCCCAGCCAAAAGCUGGACUGACAGAAGAGUUGGAAGGAGAAGAUGAUGAUGAAGAAGAAGAAGAUGAUGAAGAAGAAGAAGAUGAUGAAGAAGAAGAAGAUGAUGAAGAAGAAGAAGAUGAAGGGUUGGAGAACCCCAAAAAAGCUGAAAAGAAGGAAAAUGAGAAAGCUACAAAAUCUGAAGACACUGAAGAGUUGUCUGAAGAGCAGAAAGAAGGAGCUUUCUCUAAUUUCCCCAUCUCCGAAGAGACGAUUCAACUUCUCAAAGCCCGAGGGGUGAGCUACCUGUUCCCUAUCCAAGCCAAGACGUUUCAUCACGUGUCCAGUGGGAAGGACUUAAUUGCUCAAGCCCGGACAGGGACGGGGAAGACAUUCUCUUUUGCCAUCCCCUUGAUUGAAAAACUUCAGGGAGACUCUCAGCCCCGAGGGAGGGGCCGGCCACCCAAGGUACUGGUGCUGGCCCCGACGAGGGAGCUGUCGAUCCAGGUCGGCAAAGACUUCAGCAACAUCACCAAGAAGCUGACAGUGGCUUGUUUCUAUGGCGGCACGCCCUAUAACGGCCAGAUUGAUCUUAUUCGGAGAGGAAUCGACAUCUUGGUGGGCACUCCGGGUCGCAUCAAAGACCAUUUACAGAGUGGCCGGCUUGACCUCACCAAGGUGCAGCAUGUUGUGCUGGACGAAGUGGACCAGAUGCUGGACAUGGGCUUUGCUGAGCAGGUGGAGGAGAUUUUAACUGUGGCGUAUAAGAAAGAUUCAGAAGACAACCCGCAGACGUUGCUGUUUUCUGCCACUUGUCCUCACUGGGUGUACGAUGUGGCUAAGAAGUACAUGAAAUCGACUUACGAGCAAGUCGACCUCAUUGGGAAGAAGACACAGAAGGCCGCCGUGACCGUGGAGCAUCUGGCCAUCAACUGCCACUGGUCUCAGAGGGCGGCGGUCAUUGGAGACGUCAUCCAGGUGUACAGUGGGAGUCAUGGACGGACCAUCAUUUUCUGUGAGACAAAGAAGGAGGCUCAGGAGCUCUCCUUGAAUGACUCGAUCAAACAGGAUGCCCAGUCAUUACAUGGAGAUAUUCCACAGAAACAAAGGGAAAUUACCCUUCAGGGUUUCCGGAAUGGUAAAUUUGGUGUCUUGGUGGCGACCAAUGUGGCUGCUCGGGGCUUGGACAUCCCCGAGGUGGACCUUGUUAUACAAAGCUCUCCUCCAAAGGACGUGGAGUCCUACAUCCAUCGUUCGGGGCGGACGGGUCGAGCUGGACGGACCGGGGUUUGUAUUUGCUUUUAUCAGAACAAGGAGCAGCACCAGCUGUCACAGGUGGAGCGGCAGGCGGGGAUCACAUUCAAACGUGUGGGUGUUCCCACUGCUUCUGAAAUAAUUAAAGCCUCCAGCAAAGAUGCCAUCAGGUUUUUGGAUUCGGUGCCCCCCAUAGCCAUUAACAACUUCAGGCAGACCGCCCAGAAACUGAUUGAGGAAAAGGGGGCCGUGGAAGCCCUGGCUGCAGCCCUGGCCCACAUCUCAGGGGCGACCACCGUGGAGCAGCGCUCCUUGAUCAACUCCGAUGUGGGCUUUGUGACGAUGGUCUUGCAGUGCUCCAUAGAGAUGCACAACAUUGGCUAUGCCUGGAGAGGACUGAAAGAGCAGCUUGGGGAAGAGAUCGAUGACAAAGUGACCCGGAUGACCUUCCUCAAAGGGAAAAUGGGCGUUUGUUUUGAUGUCCCUGCUGCAGAAGUAAAGUCAUUUCAGGAUCAGUGGCAGGACUCAAGGCGCUGGCAGCUCUCUGUGGCCACCGAGAGACCUGAGCUGGAGCAGCAGCCCGAUACAGGCAGAGGCUUCUCUAAUUUCCGGAACCAGCGGCAGGGAGGUGGUGGUGGCGGCCGCGGUGGUGGCCGAGGCGGUGGCCGAGGCGGAGGUAGUGGCUGGGGUGGCCGGAGUAGUGGUGGCAGUGGCUUCAACAGAAAUGACAAAUUUCAGAACAGAGGCCAGAAGCGAAGUUUUCAAAGAGCGUUUUCUCAGCGUUAAGAAGUGCAAAAGGACAGGUUUAAAUUUGGAGACAGCACUGCACUCCCCAGUGACUUUUACAAACUAUCAGGCCUGCUUCCUGCUUUCCUUCUCAUACUCACCAAACCAGCCAUUGUCAUUUGGUGCAGCUCUCAGCAAGGAAUGGAUAUUCAUUGUGUCAAGGCCAGUCCUGUUCAAAGGAUAUUCACCAUCCUCUAUUUUUUCUGCCACGUCUUCAAAAGCUUUUAUUUGGGAGGGCCUAUCUGUGGAUAUGUUCUUAUUCUAAAUUCAUGUCUGGCUUGCUUUGAAUCAAGUCUCUUUUCUACCCAGACUCUGCCCUUCCUUGGAGUGUCUCUGGGUAUUGUUUUACCUAAGGACAGGCUCCCAGGGUACCCAGACUCAGAGGACCUUUCAUGUGUAGCCAAAGAUUUGUUUUUGCAACCGGUAUUCCCAGUCCACUGCCAGAAGGGAUUCUUUGGGAAGCCAUCAGCUAAGGGUUAAUACUGGUGAGCAUUGGGUUUCUUCUAGAGCCUGGGCCCGGCUGAUGAUGCUGCGGGUCCAAUGUCUGAUGCAGAACAUGAUUUUGGGUGCUCAGGAAAUAAAUCACAGGUAUUCUCAGGGACAUGGAGCCAGUGUCUUGAACCAGGUUCUAUCAGAUCUUCCUUUGUAGAAAGCUCACAAGUUUGACAGAAGGUGUCACAGAAUCUCAGAUGUGAGAAGCUGGGAAGAAAGGCAGGCUUACUACUCCAUUGGGGACAGGAACAUUGUUAUUUAUUUUGGAAAAAUUAGAGAAGAUUCUGGAUUUGCUAAGCAGAUGAAAUCAACUAGCAGAUAACACUUUCAAUUAUGAGAAAAAAUUCCAAACUCCCACCUAAGGAGGUGUAUAAUCCUGGUCAGGGGAUGGGUAAGCAGGUUCUGUUAGUAAUAGGGAAAAUAGCAGGCUGAUUCUUAUUGUGUAGAUUUCUAUAACCCUGUAGUGUUAUAGAAUGUGUACAUUUGCUUUUUGAUGCCACAAACAUUUAUUAAGCACCUUCUGUGUGCUAGGGGUUGUUCUGUAUGAAAGCAAGAAUUCCUGUGAUGUGCAGCAGAAAUGAUUGGUUCAGUACCUGUACUCUUUCUGCUUUGAAAGUCUCUUUGAAGGCUCCAUGGAUGAUCUCAGUCAUAUCCAUUCCUCCCCCAUCAAGGUGUUCCCUGGCUGGGUUCCCAUCCCUCCUCUGGGUUCCUUUGAUGGCCCCCUUACAACCUCUCUAGCCCCUGGGGUACCCCUCCUGCCUGUCGCUGGUGGUGCAGGGCAGUCCAAGCAUUUAUGAGGCCCCUCUUAUGUGCCUGGCUCUGUGCUUCCUGUCUGCCUUUUCUCCCCCAUCCCCACUUUGACCUCAAUCCUCCGGUCAGCCCCACCAGAUUUAGUGGAAGGAGCACUGGGUUUGCAGUCACAAGACCUGGCUUUGAGUUCAGGCCCUGCAGUUUACUAGCUGAGAGACCUUGGGCAAGUUCCUUAAACUGCCCGGGCCCGUUUGCCCAAAUGUGGAGUGUGAGGAGUGGGCCAGAUGCUCUUGGAGGCUGCCACCAUGACCUGUGAUCUCUGCCUGACCUCAGCUGCCCUGGUUAGUGCAGAAACAAUCCAAUGCCCCACUUAGAGAGUGUUCUUGUGGCCAACUGAGUCUCCACUGAGGGACGCUUUAGGAAUCUUUUGAACUCAUUCCCAAUUCUGGUUCUUAGUGCUUUGCUCAGGGGCCGAAGCCCCUUGCUCUGCCCUCCUGUCUUCACAGGAUGCUCCUGGGCAGCCUGGAGGUGCCGCUUUCAUCAGACUGGGCCUGCCCUGGGGUGAAGUAACUCCAAUAAGGUCAUCCUCAAGUAUAUGGCAGCGCCUCCAACUGGAACCUAAGCCUUCUGCCCCCAGUCAACCCUUUUAAGCCCAGGGCUCUCAGCAUUGCACCUUGGUAGGGUGGGGUUUUUACUAGUCAUUCAAGAAGGAAUGACCAUUCCUUCAAUUAAGUGAUUAAUAGCGGGCCAACCUUUGAUCAGCAGCCAACAGCUUUGGAACUAGUGUCCCCUAGCAUUUGGCACAGCAUCCAAGAGACUGGAGGGUAUACAUCAAUGUGCUUUUUUGGUGGGACAAUGAGGGUUAAGUGACUUGCCCAGGGUCACACAGCUAGUAAGUGUCAAGUGUCUGAGGCCAGAUUUGAACUCGGGUACUCCUGAAUCCAGGGCUGGUGCUUUAUCCACUGCGCUUCCUAGCUGCCCUGUCAGUGUGCUUUGAAUCAAGAAUUUCCGUAAAUGAGCAAAAGAAACUUCUAGCUCUGCAUCGAAAAGCUAGUGUGGGGUGCAUUUCUACUUCACAGAAUUAGACUUUCAAGGGAACACGUUAAUAAUCAUAAAAAAAGGCUGGGGGAAAAUGAUUUCCCUGCAACACCAUUCAUCAGUACCUAAAAUAGGCGUUAUAGAGAGGUUGUGUUGGCUGGCCUGGGCACUUCACCAUUCAUAACUGAGUUCCAAAUGGUUUUUACUAAUGAAUUUUUAGAAUACAGUCUGGUCACGAAUGGGGAACUGCCAACAGAUUUUUAAAGGUAAAUAUUUUCUAAGAUACUGUCUUAUGCCUUAAUAAAAACCUAGUUUCCUUAU
This is a messenger RNA of Dromiciops gliroides (monito del monte), 5330 nucleotides long. RefSeq names its product nucleolar RNA helicase 2-like. Lineage: Eukaryota; Metazoa; Chordata; Mammalia; Microbiotheria; Microbiotheriidae. Gene Ontology annotation, molecular function: ATP binding; helicase activity; RNA binding. The transcript has 16 exons. The record is from RefSeq and is a predicted model, not a curated record. Bases 84 to 2729 code for a protein of 881 amino acids.